CUUCGCACCUUCGCAUCUCACGAUCAACAUCCUCUCCGCGAGCAUGGACGCUCGACGAGGGGCCUAUAUCGCCUUUCAUGCAGCCAUGAGGCCAACGAUCGCUGGUUCUGCCCCACCAGCCCGGCGCAGUAUGGCCACAACAUCGGCGGCUGCUUCUUCCUCCUUCGCGCCUCGCCCUUGUUCCUCAUCCUCUUCCUCGUCGCCGCUUGUCACAGGCGAGCUCAGCGCGCUUCUCUUCGACUACUUCAAGCAAAAGCAGCAACGGCAAGAGCAGGAACAAGCAAACGAGUUUGCGUCGCUGCCUGCGCCUUUCAGCGUACCACCAACUCCUGUUGCGGCGCCGGGAGCGGCAGAGGGCAUCGAGGUUGCGUCUCCCCCUUAUACUCGCCAGCGCCGCUUCUCCGCCAUCGCAUCAAUAGAUCGCGCCCUCCACCGCGGGGACGUCCGGCAUCUCAUCAAAUGUCUCCGCACAUAUGAUGCCACUGCAAAAGUGUCACGCAGCUCGCUGCUCCCCUCCCGAUCGUCUAGCUUCAGCAACCAAGUCCCCUCGGCGGACGACCUCGUCCGGUGGACCUAUCAGGUACGAGACCUUCUCAAAAGCGGCGGCAUCCAGUCAAGGGCCCCGAUCUCGUCCGGUCAUUCAAGCGCGAUGAGCUGUGCCUCCACUUGCACCGAUGCAGCCACACUAGCAUCUUUCGCCCUAGCCAACAUCUUUGACGCCCACCACGCGCUGGGCUACGCUCCCGAGGAAGGAAUGAUCUCUGUACUACUUUCAGUGCUAGCGCACAGCAUGUUCUCCGUCAGAGACUACGACGAAGUUGUGCAACUGGCAUUCCAAGCGUAUCGGGAGGGCCAGGUAGGAGAGAGAGAGGAGCUACCGCGAGCCAUGCUUUCGGCCGCCAUUGUAGGGUACGGACGACUGGGCUCGCCAGGCUCGGGCGAGUGGCUACUAGCUAGGUGUGCCCAUGCUUGCGCCAAAGGGGAGCCUCUACAGCACGCUGCGCUAGAUUUGCCGCUUGACGGCGGCUGGACGAGGGACCAUGCAAUCUGGUGCGCAUUGGUGCGGAGCCGAUGCUUGGCGGGGGACAUGGCCGGCGCACAGAGGUGGUUGGGACUCUAUCGUGACAUCUAUCAUGAUGGGUCACUUCCGCUGGAGGCGAGACCGGGCAAGCUGCACGACAAGGUCUACCUGACGCUCAUGGUCGGCUUUCUGCAAGCUGAGCCGGCGGUGAGAUGCGACGAGGCGGAAGUGCACGCAACCAGAGUCCAGCGCCGUGGACUCGACGUGGAGACGGAGCGUAACGUCCGUUCUAUCGUGGCCACCAUGCGGAGCGACAGUGUACGCCCCUCCACGGCGAUGCUCAACUUCCUGAUCGGCUUCGAGAGAAGAUGCGAGCCUGCAGCCUCGUCAGUCGCCUCCCAUCGGAUUUGCACGCUUGCACGACUGGUAGAAGAGGGCAAGCAGCCCCGCGCAAAUCAGUGGGACGGUCACAAGUUUCAGACAGCAUUCGAAGACCUUGGCGUCGACGCAGCAAGCUCACCGUCGCAGGACAAGCACACCCUGCGGUGGCUUCUCACCUCCCUUGCCCAGUUACACAAUCGUGCUUUAUGGAAAAAGAGAGUCGAGGAGGCUUCUCACUCCGACUCGCCAUCAGGAGCAGCAGGCACGGGACGCUACUACCCCGCGCCCACGCCCAGACCUACCCGCUACCUGCGCUCCGCGACUACCCUGCGCUCGGCAUUCUGGGCAGCCCUACGCUGCGCUCAUUCCGCCCAGGACUUGGCCACAGCCCUGUUCGUGCUGAGCAGCUACAAGGUCUGGGGAUAUGGGCACGUGCUUGACGUCUUGCCGGAUGCGGAGAACGGCGAGCAGCAGCAGCUGGCACCGGGCCAUAUAAGCGAAGCAGAAGUGAGGCAAUACCUUACUGCGCAAGGAUAUGCUGCCGCCCGAAUCGAUCUCAAUUCUUCGCCAUCCACCAAGAAGACAGCAAUUCAACGCCUUCUCGAAGAAGCCUUGCUCGAACGCCUCGAGCUCUCUCUCGACUCUGCGCUCCCUCCAUCGGUGCAAAGGAGGAGAACGCAGGAAAGAAAGGAGGCUCUGGCGGCUGCGCUGUCCCAGGUCGAGGACGAGCUGAUCCACGCGAGGAAGAAGAGUAAGGAGAGAAGAAGGGAGAGGAGGAGGGUCGAGAGGCAAGCGAGACAGACGAGGUAGAUCGAGGAAGAAGCGGAUGGAAGCGCAGCGUGAUAGCAAGCUAAAGGCCCUCUACCCGCCCUGAGAAGCUGUCAGCUUUUGCGUCGAACCCAUGGGAGUUCACAUCAAUGUAGCAUAUUUGAACGAUCCUUUGAAGACGGACGAC
This is a messenger RNA of Jaminaea rosea, 2357 nucleotides long. RefSeq lists its product as hypothetical. NCBI's taxonomy places the organism in Eukaryota, Fungi, Basidiomycota, Exobasidiomycetes, Microstromatales. The record is from RefSeq and is a predicted model, not a curated record. Bases 44 to 2212 code for a protein of 722 amino acids. The transcript has a single exon.